This is a messenger RNA of Lodderomyces pseudojiufengensis, 1332 nucleotides long. RefSeq names its product dihydroorotate dehydrogenase (gene URA1). NCBI's taxonomy places the organism in Eukaryota, Fungi, Ascomycota, Pichiomycetes, Serinales, Debaryomycetaceae. Gene Ontology annotation, cellular component: cytoplasm; mitochondrial inner membrane. The transcript has a single exon. The record is from RefSeq and is a predicted model, not a curated record. Gene Ontology annotation, biological process: 'de novo' pyrimidine nucleobase biosynthetic process; pyrimidine ribonucleotide biosynthetic process. Bases 1 to 1332 code for a protein of 443 amino acids. Gene Ontology annotation, molecular function: dihydroorotate dehydrogenase activity.
AUGUUUGGCAGAAGGUUAUAUUCCGCUUUUAGAAAAAACUUAACCAAAACAAAUCCUACCAUCACCCAUUCACAACGCAUUAUUUUAAAAUCUAGUGUAGUUCCAUCUUCAAUUACACUCAUAACUGGAUUAGCAGUAGCUGGAGUUGCUGGUUAUUACUUAUAUGAUGCACGUUCAUCUGUACAUGAAUACCUUAUAUGUCCACUUAUACGAUCAUUGACUACUGCUGAACAAGGUCAUAAAUUAGGAAUAUUUUUAUUGAAACAUGGAAUUGCACCGAAAUUAUUAGACGAAGGAAUCAAUGAUCAAAGUGAUGUUUUGGGAGUUGAAGUAUUUGGACAUAGGUUAAGAAAUCCAAUUGGGUUAGCUGCUGGAUUAGAUAAAGAUGGUGAAGCCAUUGACUCAUUAUUUAAUUGUGGGUUCUCAUAUGUUGAGAUUGGAUCAAUUACUCCUGAACCACAACCAGGCAAUCCUUUACCAAGAUUUUUCAGGUUACCCAGAGAUGACGCUGUUAUAAAUAGAUAUGGUUUCAAUUCUACAGGACAUUUUAAUGUGAUAGCGACCUUGAGAAUUAGAUUCAAUAAAUUACUUGACAUGUUCCAAAAAAGUCAUUCACCUAAUGAGAAACCAUUCUCGAAUGCUUUUAUCCCAGGAAAAUUAUUGGGUAUUAAUUUAGGUAAGAAUAAAACAGGUGAUGAAGUUGAAGACUAUGUUAAAGGUGUAACAAGAUUAGGUCCAUAUGCAGAUGUUUUAGUUAUCAAUGUUUCUUCACCAAACACGCCGGGUUUAAGAGACUUACAAAAUGAAAGUAACCUAAUAAAUUUACUUACCAAAGUUGUUAAAGCAAGAAAUGUAUUGGGUACCAAUUUAUUAGGUGCCAAACCUCCAAUUUUAGUUAAAGUAGCACCUGAUUUGACUGAACCGGAAAUUGAAUCUGUUGCUAACUCUGCAAAAGAAGCUAAAGUUGAUGGUAUAAUCAUUUCUAACACUACUAUUCAAAGACCGACUGAAAAGUUAUUAACAUCAGAUCAAACAUUAAUAAAUCAAACCGGUGGUCUCUCUGGAAAACCUUUGAAACCAUUGUCUUUGAAAGCUUUAACCUUGCUUAACAAAUACACGAAGGGAUCAGGGUUAGUAUUGGUUGGAUGUGGUGGUAUAUCUAAUGGAAAAGACGCAUUAGAGUUUGCAAAAGCUGGAGCUACUUUCGUUGAAAUAUAUACUGCUUUUGCUUACAAAGGUCCUGGGUUGGUAGCUAAAAUACGAGACGAGCUAGCUUCAGAGUUAAGAAAAGAAGGCAAAACUUGGCAACAAAUAGUUAAUGAAAAUAGAUAA